UCACUGAUUGCUAUGAUUUCGUGGUCAAUGAAACUUGGUUACUUCUAUCGUUAUUGUAGCCCAUAAACAUGGCAUAAGCAUUUUGCUUUGCUACGUCGCUGCACUUUUGCACACCAUGUGUUUGUUUUUAUGUCUGAAAGAGCUAUUUGUGCAUAGGGCAAAUGAGACGAGCUGAGUUGAAUAAUUCGGGUGUUCGAGCAUGGCUCGAGUUUCUGUGUUGUUGAUCGAGCUCAGCUCGUGUGCUACUCGCUCGAACUCGGCUUGUCUAGUGUAUGUAUAUAUGGUGUUCAAGCUCGAGCUCAUUAAUUGGCAACAUGUAGUAUCAUUUGUACUUAAGGUCAAGGGCCAAAAUUCUUUCUCUACACAUAUACCUUUUUUUGCAUGACGGCUCGUGCACUGGCUCGCUAACAAACGAAUCCAAACAUGUUCGCGAGCCCAACAAACCGAGCACCGCCAGCUCGAGCUUGAAAAUUUUCUCCAGAUCGGCUCGUUUACUAUCAAAUCGAGCAUUGAACAACUGAGCCUGCGAGUAGUUCUAUUCAUUUGCUCCAUUUAUGCAUGUUAUUGAGCUGUAGAAAGAAGUUGCAAAGAUUCUAUAUAUGUCUAGGUCCUACUCCUCUAUGCUUCAAAAUUCCCUCUAAGGAUAUGAGAAGCCCUGCCAUUUCAUCGGUGACGAAUCUCCAAAAUCUUUGUCACAAAAUCAAAGAGUCAUCAUCAGUUUGCAGAUGGAAGGAAGUGCUUUCCCAUUACAUAGAGAUAAGGAAGGCCGGAUUUCAACUGAUAGAUCACACAGUCUACUCUCAUGUGCUCAAGGCUUGCUUACCUUUCUCAUUUAGGCUCGGACAGUCCGUCCACGCAUCCUUGACUAAGCAGGGAUUCGACUCGUUCAGCUCUGUGAGAAACUCAUUGAUGGACUUUUAUGCAAAAUCUGGUGUGUUAAGCUGUGCAUUUAGUGUUUUUGAUUGCAUGAAGACAAGGGAUUCGGUUUCGUGGAAUAUAAUUCUCCACGGGCAUCUGGAUCGAGGUUUUCUUGAAGAAGGAGUCGAUUUGUUUGUUGAAGCUAGAGCAUUUGGGUUCCAACCCAAUGUCUCCACUUUGGUGCUCGUGAUUCAGGCGUAUCAAAGCCUACGAGCUUUUGAUGAUGGACAGGGAUUUCACGGGUACUUGAUCCGGAGUGGUUUGUGGAGCUUAACUUCGGUUCAAAACUCUCUUUUGGGUAUGUACACAGAAAUUAGGAUGGACUAUGCAGAAAUCCUCUUUGAUGAAAUGUAUGAGAAAGAUGUGAUAUCAUGGAGUGUGAUGAUCAGAGGAUAUGUGCACCAAAAUGAAAACGUAUUUGCUUUGGAGUCGUUUAAGCAGAUGGUUUCGGAGUUUGGGGUUGAACCGGAUGGACAAACCAUGGUAACCGUGUUGAAAGGCUGCAGUCAACUAGGAGAGCUAAAAACAGGAAAAUUGAUCCAUGCCUUUGUGGUCUCGAGAGGUUUGGAUUGUGAUUUGUUUGUGGGAAACACUAUUGUUGAUAUGUAUUGCAAGUGCGGAGAUGUGGACUCUGCAAUGUUAGCAUUUGGGGAGAUGCCUUACAGGAAUGUAGUGUCGUGGAAUUCUCUGUUUUCCGGGCUUGUUCAUAACGAGAAGCACGAUGAGUCGUUGAGAUUCUUUGCUUUGAUGGAAAAGUCAGGACUUGGUGCUGAUGAGGUGACUCUAGUGAACCUACUUCUGAUAUGUAAAGCCUUAGGGGAUUUGCAUCAAUGCAAGUCGAUCCAUUGCAAGAUAAUCCGGAGAGGCUUCUACUCGAAUGAGCUUGCUGUGAAUUCUUUGAUCGAUGCAUAUGCAAAGUGCAACGAGAUUGAUCUUUCGUGGAGACUAUUCCGCCAGAUCAAAAGUCCAGAUGUUGUGACGUGGACUACAAUGAUCUCAGCUUUCACUCACUGCGGCUUCCCUGAUGAGGCGAUCUCUCUGUAUCGACAGAUGAGGCAGAGGCCGAGCCCCGUCACCCUGCUGAGCCUUCUCGAGGCGUGUGCCCUCUCUGCUGAGAUUGGAAGGUCGAAAUGCGCUCAUGCCAUUGCUAUCCGGAUGGGCUUGGCAUCCAAUGUGGCGGUGGGGACGUCAGUUCUUGACAUGUACUCGAAGUGUGGGGCGAUAGAAGCUUCCAGAAGGGCGUUUGAUCAAAUCUCACUGAAAAACGUGGUUUCCUGGACUGCGAUUAUCGCUGCACACGGCUUAAACGGGCUCCCACGCGAAGCUGUGGCUCUGCUCUCCCAAAUGGAAGCUCACGGUGUGAGGCCUAACUCGGUAACAAUCCUCUCGGUGCUGUCUGCUUGUUGCCAUGGCGGGUUGGUCGACGAGGGAGUGUCUCUCCUCGCAGACAUAGUGACCAAGUAUGGAACUGAACUGAAGUCGGAGCACUACUCGUGCCUCGUGGACUUGCUGGCCAGAGCUGGAAAGCUCGAUGAUGCAUUCCGACUGAUUAAAUCCAUUCCUGCUGCCGGAGCCAGUGCUUGGGGCGCGCUCCUGAGUGCCUGCAGGACCUAUGAGGAUAGAAAACUCACUGAAGGUGCACUUCCUCGGAUGCUCGAACUGGAGCCAUCGAGCUCAGCUGGUUAUCUACUCGCGUCCAACACGUUUGCUGCUGGAGGUUCGUGGACGGAUGCUUCUGGGAUCAGAUGUUUGAUGAAGGAGAGAGGCGUGAAAGCUGUGGCUGGUUACAGUAUGGUUCAUGUGGGGAACAACGUGCAUACGUUCACGGCCGGUGAUAAAUGCCAUCCGUUGGCUCAUACGUUCGGCCCAGUCGUCGAGCAAUUGCAUUCGUGUAUGAUUGAUACAGAGGCAAGAAUGCCGGUUCUCUAGGAUCCAAGGUAAGAAAGUUUCAGUCUUUUUCUCUCUUUGAAAUGUUGCUUUCUUUGCCCUAGUCUAUAUUUGCACAUUAGUUUUCGGGGGUGUUUGGCCGAGCUUAUUUUAAAGAGCUUAUAAACUCCAACAGCUUAUUUUCAUGCAUUCGGUAUAUUCUUUUGCAUCUUUGUAUAUAUAUAUAUAUAUAGAAAGUGGUUAAAUAAGAACAUAUUUUUAUGAGAACUCUUGCACUGAACGUAUAAAAUAACUGCACUGAACUCUACACUAAGCAAAUAUUGUGAAUUACUUAUAAGUUCAGUACAACUACUAUAUAAAUUCAGUGCAAUUACUUUAUAAGUUCAGUGCAAAACUUCUCACAGUUCUCAUAAUAAGAAGUUUUUAUUUUAACCUCACCCUAUAUAUAUAUAUAUAUAUAUAUAUAUAUGUCGGAGUUCAUCCUUCUCAUUUAUUUGAUAAUAAACCUAUUUGCAGUUCACAAUCACAGGCAAAAAGUCCCAAUCUGUAGUGAGAAAAAUUUGAAUGUUGACUGAUAUAUUAGUAAUACUGUUGACAUUUGAUUUCAUCACCCACGGAAAAGACUCAAAUAAGAUGGAAAAAAAAUCAACAAAAACUAGGUGACUAGAAUCAAAUGAAAAAAAACAUAAGAUAAGGCCAGAAAACAGGAAUUACAAGAAUGAAUAAAAAUGUUCUUUUUUUUUGUUUUGCCUAAAGUUAAGCAUCCCAGCUUUGAUCAAUGCCUCAUUCCCUUCUCAUCUUCUUCUCUCAAUGGCUGCAAAAUGUUGCAUAUACAAUAUACAGCUUUUCUGUACUAACACUUUGUCAUCAUUGAUGCCUCUGCAGAUGGCUUUGUGAAGCAAUAUGUAUAUAUAUAGAUUUUUGGGUAUGUGUGAUCAAUAUAUAUAUUUUUGUUUCUUGUGGCAGAUGAAUGGAGAGAUGAGCAAAAACCAAGAUCUAUAUACACUGCAAUCUAUGAAAAUUUACCCUGCUUGAGAUGGCUGCAUCAGUUGCCUAGUGCAACGAAGCUGCCCCCUCUCAUCAUCUGCUUGAACUCGUCGAAAUCGACCCUCCCGUCGCCGUCCGCGUCGACCUUCGUGAUCAUCUUCUUGCAGUCCUCGGCGCCGCGCGCCUGCCUGAGGCCGAGCGACGCGAGCACGGAGUUCAGCUCGUCGACGGUGAUGAAUCCGUCGCCGUUCUGGUCGAACACGUUGAACGCCUCCUUCAUGUCCUCCUCCUCGUUGCGCUCGUCCAUGAUGGCCCGGUAGAGGGCGCCGAACUCGUCGAUGUCGACGCAGCCGUCCCCGUCGACGUCGACCCUGUCGAUCAUCUGGGACAGCUCGUCGCCGGGGAUGAAGAUCCCCAUGUUCUCGAGGGAGCCGUUGAGCUCGGUCUUCGUGAUCCGCCCGUCGCCGUUCCUGUCGAACAUCUGGAACACCCGUCGGAGCUCCCCGUCGUCCAUUCGUCGGGGAGCGCGCGGGGACGUCGCGGAUAACGACAUAACCGGCUCGUUCUUGAUGUGCUGAUGUUGUUGUUGCUGUUGUUGUUGUUGUUGUUCUGUGUACGAGUACCAAGAAGCUGGGAGAUACGUUCUCAGCUUCUUGGGUACUAAGUAUUGGAAAAGUGUGUAGAAGAGCUUGUAGACAAGAAAAAUUCUCAACAAAUUGGUUGGCAUUGUGUGGUGGGAGUUGAUGUUAGUAUAUAGAGAGAUGAAGUGAGAGAGAAAUCUUGAUAGAAACUCUUGAAA
Molecule: messenger RNA, 4591 nt
Organism: Salvia miltiorrhiza (redroot sage)
Lineage: Eukaryota; Viridiplantae; Streptophyta; Magnoliopsida; Lamiales; Lamiaceae
Product: pentatricopeptide repeat-containing protein At2g17210
Exons: 2
Coding region: 559-2847 (762 amino acids)
Biological process (GO): RNA modification
Molecular function (GO): RNA binding; protein binding
Source: RefSeq, a predicted model, not a curated record